Messenger RNA from Fusarium poae, 1419 nucleotides. RefSeq lists its product as uncharacterized. Bases 1 to 1419 code for a protein of 472 amino acids. The transcript is spliced from 5 exons. NCBI's taxonomy places the organism in Eukaryota, Fungi, Ascomycota, Sordariomycetes, Hypocreales, Nectriaceae. The record is from RefSeq and is a predicted model, not a curated record.
AUGCCUCUUCGUGAGCGCCGCAAAUCAUAUCUUCCUGGAGAACAGCAGCCAUGGGCCGUGGCAGUCAAGCCGGCCCCAGUGGCGCUACCCAAACCUAUCAACAUUUGCUUUCCAUGUCCCAUCGAAAUGCCGCUAAAAUCGAUGGAACUACUUCAAUACUUCCACAAGGCUGGUAGUAAUAACGAAGUCGCAUUACAGUGUAAGCGACAGAACGUGCUCGCAUCCAACAUACAUCACCCUGACGCGCUGCGUAACACACUCCUUAUCGCUGGUUUCCAUUAUCUCAUCAACGGGCCUCGAUUUAGUGAUUUCAAGCCGACAUUACUACUCCACAAAAUCGAAACAAUACGCUCGGUGAAUAAAUGGAUUCAGCUUUCAGACUCAAAAGCAUACGCAAUGUGCGUACGGCAGAUAUCUACUCUGUGUUUCUCCGAGUGCUACCUGGGUCAUUCCCGAGCUGCUGAAACACAUCUCAAUGGACUAAUGAAGUUUUUGGAUAUUUAUUGCCCUCUCGGCCUGGCCAAUCCAACAGAACCAAGCAACACUACAGAGCUUUCCAUACGCACAUACUCCUUUAUCUCUAUCUGCAAAAGCCGGGUCCGGGUCGAAAUAGUAGACGUUGGCGAAGGCGCGACCCCAGAAGUUAUGGCCGCAAUGCACGAUCGAUUUAAGUUCGAGGCCGGUGGUGUGGACCUAAAAUUGAGAAGUAUGGAAUUGCUUCCUUACUUCUUCGCUCCAUUGUCCUCCAUGAGAGGAUUCCACGAUAUCGACGCUUCGCCCAUGAUUGACUGCCUCCUGUCUUUAACCGAGAUAUUUCAACUAAGAGCACCAGUGGAGGAUGAAAGAUCGGUUCAGCAAAUAUUAUUGAUCGAGAAUACUGCUGUUAAGCUGACAGUGGCAGCUAUUGAAACUCAUGUCGAGUCCAUGCCUGGACAAGACGAUAGGACUCGCAAGAAGAAAUCUCUCAGAGGGUUGGAAGGUUCCUGGUCUGGACUCUUCAUCGCUUCACAUCUCUACGUUCACCAAAUUCUCGGCCUCUGGACUCUGGAUGCACCUCUGGAGGUCAAGUUUCAUUCACAUAUCCUUGGGUACCUGAGCUGGGAUCUUGCAAAAAGUGACAGCUGCCUGGAACAAGGAUCUACCGUCGCAUCGAACUUUUGGUUCUGGAAAGCUUUCGUGGGUGCCUUUAGUGUAGCAAGACAUAUUGAAACAGAUCACGCUGUGACGCUGUACCCUCUACGACGACAAUUUGUCAAGUUUAUAUACAAGUGGUCUGAAUGUGCAGGCAUCAAGACAUGGAAAGAGGCUCGAGAGAUUUUGAUUGGUAUUGUAUGGCCCAAGUCGGCAUUUAUUCAUGGCUCUUUGGCGGAGAUGAUUUGGUAUGAAAGUCAAGUUAAGAUUCACGACGUAGAAGGGUAA